AUGACUGGCUGUAUGUAUGUACGCAGCUUCAAUGACCAAUUCCGUCUGUUAACAGGGAAUAUAUGGAAGCAACCGGUCUUUCUAUUUGCAACAGCCAGAGGCAAUGUGAAGUGCUGUACAGUAUUUUUCUCUACUACAGAUGAAGCAGAUGAGACCAAGAUUAAGGAGAAAAAGAAGAUUAAAAAGGAGAUUAUUGAGAAAGAGGAGUCAGUCGAUGAUUUUGAAAUUCUGGAUGCUGAGAUAGAGGCCUUGGAUACUCCUUUAAAGCAUCAACUAUCCCAGUCUUCCUCCCCGCCUCAUCGUACGAGGAAAAGAUAUGUGAUCAGGGAGGAUGAUAAGAAUCGGGCAGCCGAAUAUGGGCCAUCAGGUCUCUAA
This is a messenger RNA of Aspergillus welwitschiae, 375 nucleotides long. RefSeq lists its product as uncharacterized. The record is from RefSeq and is a predicted model, not a curated record. The transcript is spliced from 3 exons. Lineage: Eukaryota; Fungi; Ascomycota; Eurotiomycetes; Eurotiales; Aspergillaceae. The coding region runs from base 1 to 375 and encodes 124 amino acids.